AUGUCCGACGAAGUGGGUUCGAUGACCGUUAACGGCAACUUCCUGAAGGACUUUAUCAUCGCCAUCGCAGUCGCAGCCGUUUCAAGUGUUGUACUUUUGACGAUUAUCUGCCUUCUCGCACAAUGUGGACCGCGAAUGUUCACUAAAGUCCGCAGGAGGGAAGAGUGGCUUUCUCCAACACUUGAGGAGGGAUACCAAGAUCAGUCGCAACCAGAACUUCCCUUAGUACCAAGAAUGGGGAUACAGUCUAUCUGCCUUCAUCUACACAUCUAUACGUUGUACAACGGGUCAGAGGCCUAA
Molecule: messenger RNA, 300 nt
Organism: Daldinia loculata
Lineage: Eukaryota; Fungi; Ascomycota; Sordariomycetes; Xylariales; Hypoxylaceae
Exons: 2
Coding region: 1-300 (99 amino acids)
Source: RefSeq, a predicted model, not a curated record